Messenger RNA from Saprolegnia parasitica CBS 223.65, 681 nucleotides. RefSeq lists its product as hypothetical. The record is from RefSeq and is a predicted model, not a curated record. The transcript is spliced from 2 exons. Bases 1 to 585 code for a protein of 194 amino acids. Lineage: Eukaryota; Oomycota; Saprolegniomycetes; Saprolegniales; Saprolegniaceae.
AUGAAGGGCGUCGACACCCACAAGCGCCAGAUCAACCGGCUCAAGCAGAAGCGGUUCCGGGAGCGGUCGAUCACCGAGCGGGCUGCGCUGCAGACCGAGGUCUAUCAGCUGCGCAACGCCCUCCGGGCGCUGCAGAAGCGCCGGACAAAGGUACCACGGGCGCCAACGACGGCGCUGCAGCCGCUCUGUGCCCAGCUCGCGUCCUGGGUCGCCUCGUCGGUCGAGGGCUAUCGCGGCGUGACGCUUGUCGCUGACGCGGUCGGGCGAAAGGUCGGUCUUGACUGGUUCAGCCAGCACCUCUACCACAACACGGAGCGCUUGCUGCAGACUUGUGCUUUCCCGCACGAUGGCAGCGCAGUGGCCGAGCCGAUUCGUGUGUGGGAGACAAGCGCGUCGCUGGAGCUGCUCGUAUGCCACCAGCACGACUUCAAGAAAUCGCUCGAGGCGACAUACGAGUCUCUUCACGACACGAUUUGGGCGCACCUCCGCGGCGACACGGCUGCCAACGUCUCCGAGUUCCUCAACACUGAGGUACGCAUCUUCGUAUACAUCAACCAAGUACCGACAAUCGCAUGGAGUAGAUGACGAACGCCAUCGCUGCCAAAAUGGUGUACCGACGCAGUGUUCUUUUGCUCAACGAACAAACCUGUUAUGUGAGUCGCGAAUUCCGCUGCCACAACC